GUGCCAGUAGAUCAGGCUCAUAUGGAGGAAAUGUGCCUAAAGGUUGGUGAAUUAAAGAUCAGAAGAAAAUCAAGCAGCAAGGAAAGCCUCCUUGACACACACAGCAUGAAACAGAAAAGAGGCUCCACAGAAACCCUGCACACUUUCAAAGAGCGAUUGUGGAUAGCUCGAAGCCUAACAACUCUUGCCCCGAGAUACCAGUGUCACAGUCAGGAGUGUUCCAUUAUGUCGUGCUUGACCAACUUCACGGCUCCAGAGCUGUUGAUGGGUAACAACAAGAUCACCUGUGAGAACUGUACAAAAAUUCACAGUCAGUUACAUGGAGAGGAGAAUGUUGAGCCUGUAAAGAGCAAUGCCAGCAAACAGCUCCUGAUCCUUUCUCCUCCUGCUGUGUUGACUCUGCAAUUGAAACGUUUCCACCACAUGGGUUUCAAUCUCACCAAGGUCAACCGUUAUGUGCGAUUCCCACUGGUGUUGGAUAUUGCUCCAUUCACAUCAUCAAUCUCUUUGGGUUUGGGUAACAUGUCCCGAGGCCAGAAGCAAGUUCUUUAUGGUCUCUACAGUGUUGUUGAACACUCAGGAAGACUCAACUCUGGCCACUAUGUUGCCUAUGUUCGCUCUAGACCCCUGGACCCCAAUCGCACCAACAAGCAGUUCCUCAAUCUCAAGCCCUCUAGCCAGUUUGAGAUCAAUCACCUUGUGACAGAGAUGGCAGAAAAGAUUGAGGCUUCCUCUGGCAUGCUUGGACAAUGACUUGAAAGGUUCAUCUGCAAAUACAACCUCAGUUAAUGUUGAG
Penaeus monodon (black tiger shrimp) is the source of this 796-nucleotide messenger RNA. Its product is annotated as ubiquitin carboxyl-terminal hydrolase 45-like. The record is from RefSeq and is a predicted model, not a curated record. Gene Ontology annotation, cellular component: cytosol; nucleus. NCBI's taxonomy places the organism in Eukaryota, Metazoa, Arthropoda, Malacostraca, Decapoda, Penaeidae. Gene Ontology annotation, biological process: protein deubiquitination. Gene Ontology annotation, molecular function: cysteine-type deubiquitinase activity; cysteine-type endopeptidase activity.